This is a messenger RNA of Salvelinus namaycush (lake trout), 4610 nucleotides long. Its product is annotated as GTP-binding protein Rheb. Gene Ontology annotation, cellular component: plasma membrane. The transcript has 8 exons. The record is from RefSeq and is a predicted model, not a curated record. Gene Ontology annotation, biological process: small GTPase-mediated signal transduction. The coding region runs from base 3688 to 4242 and encodes 184 amino acids. NCBI's taxonomy places the organism in Eukaryota, Metazoa, Chordata, Actinopteri, Salmoniformes, Salmonidae. Gene Ontology annotation, molecular function: GDP binding; GTPase activity; GTP binding.
UCUCUACUAGUCAGUGUUACUGUGCCCCCCAACCCCUCUCCUCUCCUCUCUACUAGUCAGUGUUACUGCCCCCCAACCCCUCUCCUCUCCUCUCUACUAGUCAGUGUUACUGUCCCCUCCAACCCCUCUCCUCUCCUCUCUACUAGUCAGUGUUACUGUCCCCUCCAACCCCUCUCCUUUCCACUAGUCAGUGUUACUGUCCCCUCCAACCCCUCUCCUCUCCUCUCUACUAGUCAGUGUUACUGCCCCCCCAAACCCCUCUCCUCUCCUCUCCACUAGUCAGUGUUACUGUCCCCUCCAACCCCUCUCCUUUCCACUAGUCAGUGUUACUGUCCCCUCCAACCCCUCUCCUCUCCUCUCCUCUCCACUAGUCAGUGUUACUGUCCCCUCCAACCCCUCUCCUCUCCUCUCCACUAGGCAGUGUUACUGUCCCCUCCAACCCCUCUCCUCUCCUCUCCACUAGGCAGUGUUACUGUCCCCUCCAACCCCUCUCCUCUCUACUAGUCAGUGUUACUGUCCCCUCCAACCCCUCUCCUUUCCUCUCUACUAGACAGUGUUACUGUCCCCCCCAACCCCUCUCUUCUCCUCUCUACUAGACAGUGUUACUGUCCCCUCCAUCUCCUCUCCUCUCUACUAGUCAGUGUUACUGUCCCCUCCAACCCCUCCCCUCUCCUCUCCUCUCUACUAGACAGUGUUACUGUCCCCUCCAUCUCCUCUCCUCUCUACUAGUCAGUGUUACUGUCCCCUCCAACCCCUCCCCUCUCCUCUCCUCUCUACUAGACAGUGUUACUGUCCCCUCCAUCUCCUCUCCUCUCUACUAGUCAGUGUUACUGUCCCCUCCAACCCCUCCCCUCUCCUCUCCUCUCUACUAGACAGUGUUACUGUCCCCUCCAUCUCCUCUCCUCUCUACUAGUCAGUGUUACUGUCCCCUCCAACCCCUCUCCUCUCCUCUCUACUAGACAGCACUACUGUAUUUACCCUCACCCCCCCCUCACUCAGAACAGCGCCUGAACAGGAGUUCACACUGAUGUAUUCUAUUGCCCAUAUGUCACCAUCUCCCAACCCUCUCUAUUGUUUUAACAAAAAAAGCUCUCCUCUUGUCAGUGACUCCUGUUUAUUGCUUUUUUAAUGCUCAUCGGAUGAUCUAUGUCAUUUCUGUUUUUGUGGGUAAAUGCGACAUGAGCGUAAUGUUGAUAUGUUGGUUUUUAAUCCACGUUUUUCAUUUCCGUUGAUAUAUUUUUUUUUCUCACAAUGUUUGUUAAUAUGGUGAAGCGGUUUGACAUGUAUAGCUAAAGUUGAACCGGCAUUAAGAAAGAGAAAUCUUAAAUGUUUAUGCUGCCAUCGCUUUGGUUGCUAUUAGUAUCGUCGUGCCGGCAGGAGGGGGAAAAAGCCGUCCUGCAACGUCCACACCAAGCUUUUCGUCAGGUCAACAGAUCCAAAGCUUAAUUAAUUGCGGUCAUUAUUGUUAAUAUUGUAAAUAUUUUAAGUUGGACAGAUUAUUUAUUCAUUGAGCGUUUUUGUGAAGCACAUUGAGUGACAAUCAUGUUUAUUUGGGGUCAUAUUUUUAAAAACUUUCUUUUGACUUUUUUUGCAUAAUGUUGACCAGAUGUAUUGUAAGCCUUGUAUUUAUCUUGUAUGGAAGACAAAAACUACUCAAACUUACAAAUACAUACAUAUCUAUUGAUAUGUGUUUUUGUGUGUUGUGCAGAUUUUAUUCUCAUCCAUUUUUAGCUAGCAGUGGCUAAAGUUUGAAGUGGCUGUUUAAAGAAAUCUGAGCCAUGGAUUAUAAUUCUCCUGGCUCAUAGGCUACUUUCAGAAAUCUGAGCCAUGGAUUAUAAUUCUCCUGGCUCAUAGGCUACUUUCAGAAAUCUGAGCCAUGGAUUAUAAUUCUCCUGGCUCAUAGACUACUUUCAGAAAUCUGAGCCAUGGAUUAUAAUUCUCCUGGCUCAUAGACUACUUUCAGAAAUCUGAGCCAUGGAUUAUAAUUCUCCUGGCUCAUAGACUACUUUCAGAAAUCUGAGCCAUGGAUUAUAAUUCUCCUGGCUCAUAGACUACUUUCAGAAAUCUGAGCCAUGGAUUAUAAUUAUCCUGGCUCAUAGGCUACUUUCAGAAAUCUGAGCCAUGGAUUAUAAUUCUCCUGGCUCAUAGACUACUUUCAGAAAUCUGAGCCAUGGAUUAUAAUUCUCCUGGCUCAUAGACUACUUUCAGAAAUCUGAGCAAUGGAUUAUAGUUCUCCUGGCUCAUAGACUACUUUCAGAAAUCUGAGCCAUGGAUUAUAAUUCUCCUGGCUCAUAGACUACUUUCAGAAAUCUGAGCCAUGGAUUAUAGUUUCUCCUGGCUCAUAGACUACUUUCAGAAAUCUGAGCCAUGGAUUAUAAUUCUCCUGGCUCAUAGACUACUUUCAGAAAUCUGAGCCAUGGAUUAUAAUUCUCCUGGCUCAUAGACUACUUUCAGAAAUCUGAGCAAUGGAUUAUAGUUUCUCCUGGCUCAUAGACUACUUUCAGAAAUCUGAGCCAUGGAUUAUAGUUUCUCCUGGCUCAUAGACUACUCUGAGUAAUGAACAUUAAAUUGUAAAAUACCAAAAUGAUCCUUUAAGGUUGAGCUUUGAGACAUGCCAUGGAAUAUGUUGAUCUGAUUGAAUUUUGGUCAUAAUUGUUAGGUGCUAUGAAAUUUGCUUGUACAUGUUAAGUGCUAUGAAAUUCAACGUGAUUGUGAUUGAAAUCUAUACAGAAGAGUACUAGCAGUGAAGACCAUACCCUUUGUACAAUGGCAUAAAUAUAUUGAGGCAAGAAACUACGAGACCCAGCAUGCAACAGCAUGUGAUCUCGCCAAAUAUUUCCUCAUUUAACCUCACUCUGCCUGCCUCAUUGGGAUAAUUAUAGGAGAUUGUCAAUAGUCAGUCCUCUCCUCGCUGGUGGCGCUCUACAGUUUCAAUGUGACGUUGUAUUCUGUAACAGUGAAUGGAAUCAUUGCUAUAAUAUGAAGUGAAGUGUACUGCAAGUAUAUAAGGCACCACAAGAUGGCAGCAGAGACCAGAACCUUUAUAAACCCAUGCAAGAUGAGAUUUAUGCGCCCAUGUAGUCUCGUCUGCUGCUGACUUUCUGGUUGGAACGGCUUUGUUUCGAAUUCAUGUCAAUAAUAAAUAUGAUACCUAUAUAUUUCUAAAAAGGCCAAUAUGAUGUGUACCCACAGAAGGAUCUGCACAUGUUCGUACUCAGUCAAACCUCGAGAUGCAUUUAGUUGUGACACUCAUAACACAUCAUGCGCGAGUUACCUUUCUUGACAUUUCUAUAUUAUAUUCAGAAUGAAUCGUUUUUACAUUACAGAAAUUGCUGUCAGAGUGCCAUCAUAACGGAAUCGAUAGUAGAUUCUCCAGUCGUUGUAAUCUUUAAGAGCCAAUGAAUUUCGUGCUUCUAAAAACUGUGAAUACACGGUAUCCAACCGCAGCUCAAGAAGAGGACAGAGACCCUCCUUUCUGCGUAAGCGCAACCAACCAACAGUGGGCAUUCAUUAAUAUUUCUUUGGGAGUGAGGUAUAGUAUACAGAUGCGUGACUACUUUUUGCUAAAUAGUUUUUUUAUUUAAACGAGCUAAUUGCAGGUGCAAUUCUGGUCAUUGUUGUUUUUAACAUAGCAUUUGAGAUCUGUUCCAGUUUUUGAUCAUUUUGAUGUAGUGUCGCUGCUAAAAGAUGCCGCAGCCGAAAUCCCGAAAAAUCGCCGUCCUGGGCUACAGAUCCGUCGGUAAAUCCUCCUUGACAAUACAGUUUGUGGAAGGCCAGUUUGUCGACUCGUAUGACCCAACCAUUGAAAACACGUUUACAAAGAUGAUCACAGUGAAUGGUCAGGAGUACCACCUGCAGUUGGUGGACACAGCUGGGCAGGAUGAAUACUCCAUUUUCCCACAGACCUACUCCAUAGACAUCAACGGAUACAUUUUGGUGUAUUCUGUCACGUCAAAUAAAAGUUUUGAAGUAAUAAAAGUUAUCCACGAAAAAUUAUUGGAUAUGGUGGGUAAAGUACAAGUACCCAUCAUGUUGGUGGGGAACAAGAAAGAUCUACACAUGGAACGUGUAAUCAGUUGUGAAGAAGGCAAAGCACUGGCUGACUCGUGGAACGCAGCGUUCAUGGAGUCCUCUGCAAAAGAGAACCAGACGGCGGUGGAGGUGUUCAAGAGGACCAUCCUGGAAGCGGAGAAAAUGGAGGGGGGAGCCCUCCAGGGCAGGACGUCCUGCUCCCUGAUGUAACCAUCCGCCUCGGGCCCUCGCAACCCGUCCCCAACCACAGCACUGGACACUGGGAAAUCCCUCUACUUGAAGUGGCUAACUGCCUGUUCUCCCUCAAGAAACGUCUUCUGUUUUUCCCUUUUUUUUGUGUUUUUUUGGGGGAAGGACAGAGGAAGACUUUGACAUUAAGAGUAAUUAUCCAUCCCAGCUUAGAGUACACUCGUCUCACCCCCCCUCCCUCCCUGACUUCCCCUUCUUCUGAGAAACCAAACGUGGUGAAAUAUCGAGCCUUACUUCUCAUUUAAAGCCUGUAAUCUCAUUGCUACCUGACCCCCCCUGCCUUCCCCUUGAAAAGUUUGUAUAACAACAUAUUUCUUAGUUAUUAUUAU